AUGCCUUCCUCGAGACAUCGAUCUCCGAGGCAAAAGGAAUAUUUUGUCCACCACCAUCUGGCAGAUGGAGUUUUCAAUGCCAGGGAGUCCAUGGGCACUAUGACUAACCUUGCUGAACAGACAUGCGUGGACCCGGAGACAGAUAUGUGCGAUGCUCUUUUCCUUCGAGAAUUUGUCGAAAAUCGGCAUCUAUUAAAGCUAUAUUUGCAAGGCCAGCUCGACCUCCCUGAGAGUGUCGAAGAAGCGGAGAGGGUGAUGAUCGAUAUUGAGUACCCCAGCAAGCACAUCAAGCGGGUAUAUGAAUUAUUAUGCCACUACCGUCCAGCCAGCGUUCUUGGCUUAACAUUUGGGAGCCUAAACGGAUUGUUAAAAGGACUUUUCAAGGAGCAUCUCGACUCGAUCAGCAGCAUAAUAGUGGAAGAGGCAUCAGAUGUGUCAGAGGCAGGGCUUGUAGCCCUGCAUUGUCUUUUCCCUAAUGCUAAUAUCUAUUUGGUUGGAGAUAUCCGUCAGAGCCAACCUUACACAAUGAUAAGGUCAGAAGAUCCCAUCCAUCCCUGGGCCAUGCGACCAGCGUUGACCGUCGCUUUGAACUCGGAUCUGGUGCCAAACGUUGUGCUCACGACCACUUAUAGAUCACAUCCGGCAAUUACGGACGUUGUCAGAACGAUGUUCUAUCGCAACUCCUUCACGACACCGAUUCGUGAGGCGGAUCGCAUCCUUUCACCCGAAGGACGGGAUUACCAAUCGUAUUUGUGCUCUAUCCCGGCACUGAUCACCGGACGCAUAGUGGAAGCAGAAGAAGCC
Mesorhabditis spiculigera is the source of this 804-nucleotide messenger RNA. The record is from the annotation of a GenBank genome assembly. Lineage: Eukaryota; Metazoa; Nematoda; Chromadorea; Rhabditida; Rhabditidae.